Messenger RNA from Phragmites australis (common reed), 423 nucleotides. RefSeq lists its product as uncharacterized. The record is from RefSeq and is a predicted model, not a curated record. Bases 1 to 423 code for a protein of 140 amino acids. The transcript has a single exon. NCBI's taxonomy places the organism in Eukaryota, Viridiplantae, Streptophyta, Magnoliopsida, Poales, Poaceae.
AUGGCUGGUGGAUAUCGUCUCCGGCGCUCAGGCUCCAGCUCCAGCUCCAGCGGGGACAUGGAUCCCCUCACGCAGGAGGCCCCAGCUGCCGCCGCAUCCCAGCUGCACCCUCGAUCUGCACGCACGGUGCGUCCCUCCCAAGGGGAUCAGGCCGCCGGGCCCAGCAGGGCCGCCGCCACCGCCGUUGCCGGUGCAUCGUCCAACCCCCAGCGACCGGCUGAAACUCCUGCCGCUAGGUCCGCCUCUGGACAGCGCCGAGCACCCCUCCGGCGCAGGCUCGCCUUCAGCGAGGCCAGCCCCGGGAGCGCACUGCUCGCGGCGCACGCCCUCCUCAGGCACUCGCCGGUCCAGGCGGCGGGGGAAACCCGGAGGGCCGCUGGCUCGAAGUCGCCACCUUGGUCGGCACGGCCCGCCGCCAGGUGA